This is a messenger RNA of Cucurbita pepo subsp. pepo (vegetable marrow), 483 nucleotides long. RefSeq lists its product as uncharacterized. The record is from RefSeq and is a predicted model, not a curated record. Lineage: Eukaryota; Viridiplantae; Streptophyta; Magnoliopsida; Cucurbitales; Cucurbitaceae. Gene Ontology annotation, molecular function: enzyme inhibitor activity.
AUGGCUCAACAAAACUUGGUUUCCCUCUUCCUCAUAGCCGCUAUAUUAUUGUGUUGCCAAGCUCAUGCAUCUGACGUCUGCGACAAAGCAGAGUAUGUGGACCUUUGCAAGUCCGUUGUGAAAGGCGCCACAGAUCCCAAAGCGGCGAUCAAGACAUCCCUUGAGUUUCUGUUGUCCGAAACACAACGCCUCAAAGCAUCGAGCGAGAAGUUCAAGAAUUCGCAGUUCAUUGAUGUGUGCACAGAAAACUAUGACUCUGCCAUUGAUGACCUCAACAAUAGCCUCAAGAAUUUGCAGAGCAACGACAUAGCCAGCCUUCAAAUCACCCUCUCCGGAUCCUUAUCCUUCUACGAAACCUGCAACGAUGCGGUGGCCGAAGGUGGCAAGGGUGUCGUGAAGGUGGCUUCAAAGCUUGUGAAAAAAGAUAAUAAGCUUAAACAUAUAGCUGCCAAUGCCUUGCACUUCGCUACUUUGUUGAAGUGA